Rotaria sordida is the source of this 1365-nucleotide messenger RNA. NCBI's taxonomy places the organism in Eukaryota, Metazoa, Rotifera, Eurotatoria, Philodinida, Philodinidae. The record is from the annotation of a GenBank genome assembly.
AUGGUUUCCAUCACCGGCGACCAUUUGAAUAAUGUACUCAGCAAAACAAUUGCUGAUGGUGGCAACAGUAAUGCACAGUACAUUCAUCGAAAUCAAGGAUCAAAAUUUUCAAGUACGUAUCUAAUGAAUGUGAAGAAAAUGAUUUACAUGGAAAAUGCAAAUGCAAAUAUGUCAUCACUAUCAUCUGGCUUAGAUGAUCAAUUUUUUUCAUUAUUACAACAAGGAUUUGCUUCUUCUAAAGAGACACUACUUAAUGCAUCACUGUACAAUCAAGUUUGGUCAUCUUCUGACUUGAAUCCAGACAUGAUUACAAAUGAAAUAAAUAAAGUCUUCACUUACAAUCAAAGUGCAUCAAAGAGCCAUAAUUUUUCUGACGACUAUUACAAUUUUAAUGAGGCAUACGCACGAUCAUCUAGUUCUUCAGGCGGCGGUGGUAUCUCAAUUUUGGGCUUAUUUAAAUUGGGAGGUAGUGGCGCAUCAUCGAGUUCAUCUUCAGAAGAUAAAUCAAAAACAACACAAUCCAUAUUUUCAGGAACUGAAAUUCGGAAUUUCUUGAGUCAACAAGCAAUUGAAACUGAAACGACUGGUCAAAAGUUCAUUCCAAAAUCGUUUCAUGUUUAUAAACUCACUGACAUCACCGAUCGACUUCAAGUAGCAAUCGUUGCCAAGCAACUGAUCGCAGAGAGUGGAAGCGGAGCUAUUGUACGAACAAUAAAUACUAUCAAUAGACCCAUACCAUCAAAGAAUAUGUAUUCAUGGCCACUUAUAGGUGAAAUUAAACUAUAUACAGGCAGUCGAUCCUCUUUACCAAAGGAUUGGGUCUUCUGUCAUGGACAAGCUCUAUCACGUGAAGAAUAUCAGGGUUUGUUUUCAGUGAUCCGUGUAUCAUUUGGUGUUGGAAAUGGAGAAACAACUUUCAAUGUGCCUGACUUUCGUGGUCGAUUUCCGCUGGGUCUAGAUCCUCGUAGAAAUGAAACAGCUGGGAUUCGACACAGGGGAGCUGCGAGUCAAACUCUUUCAAUAGAUAAUCUCCCUAUUCAUGCUCAUGAUCAAGGAAGUUUUGUCAUGAAUGAAGCAGGCAACCAUGUUCAUCGUAUCGAAGAUCCAGGCCAUAACCAUGGUGGGGCAACUGGUGAUGCUCCAUAUUCCGGUGGUUCGUACAGCAUGAGAUCUGGUGGUGGCGCGGGAAAUGAUAACGGAAGACAUGCGCAUGUGAUCCACAUGGGAAUGACGGGUAUUAGGAUUGCUGAAAGUGGUAACCAUACACAUAAUAUCACAGGGCAAUCAGGUACAGUCGGUUCGAAUCAACCAUUUAGCAUCAUGCCUCCAUCACAAACAAUUGAUUUCAUCAUGUUUGCUGGAUAA